AUGUUGUGUCGUCUCCGCAGUCACAACAUCCGACACUUAUCGCUGUUGGAAUUGUCCAGCAAGAAGCAAUUGAUGGCCAGAAGCAAUCGAGUUGGGUUUGCUAGCGGAAAUGCGUUGCCGUUUAUAAAAAUACCGGGCCCUCGGCGAUUGCCGCUGCUCGGUAUGCUAAACGAUAUCAUGCACCUCGGAAAACCAGCUGAGUUGCAUCUACGCAUUUCCAAGUAUCACGAGCUGUACGGUGACCUGGUGCGAUUGCAGAUUGGCACCCAAAAUGCAGUAUUUGUGCGCGAUCCACAACUAAUGCGCAAAACAUUCCAGCUCGAGGGACCAUACCCACGCCAUCCGUUGCCGGAAUCGUGGACGUAUUUCAAUAAGAAGCACGACUACCAACGUGGGUUGUUUUUCAUGGACGGUAGGGAAUGGUUGCAGGCGAGACAGAUUUUCAACAAACCCAUGUUGAAAGAUUUCAAUUGGAUGGAGCUACCGAUCCGCGGGACUUGUGCUGCUACGGUCGAACACAUCAAGCAGAACUGUGAUGAUACAUUCGUCUUUGAUGGUAUAGAGGCAUUCCUGUACCAGUGGUCUGUCGAAGUGGUGCUAAGCGUGAUGCUUGGAGCAUCCUUUCCGAAAUGUCAACAGUCGCCGGAGUUUCGGCAACUGGUAGCACAGUUCUCAUCCGUAGUGUAUGACAUCUUCCGGUUUAGCUCCGAACUGAUGAACAUUCCACCGGCAAUCGCAGACCGUUUGAACGUACAACCAUGGCAACAGUUUGAGAAGGUGGUACCUGAAACGAUACGCCUCGCAACUGAUAUAAUAGAAUUCGGUAUAGCCAACUCCCAAUCAAACGACGGAUUGCUAGAUCUGAUGGUACAAAAGCUUGAUAAACCAUUGAUGAUGCGGAUCUUUAUAGACUUCAUAAUUGCCGCCGGAGAUACGACUUCAUUUGCUACCGUUUGGGCGCUUUAUUUGCUGGCAAACAAUCCCACCGUUCAGGAAUCGGUGCGAGAAAAUAUACGCGAGUCGAACACACUGGAAUGUACGGCGGUAAAGGGUGUCGUACGGGAAACGUUGCGUCUUUAUCCGGUCGCUCCAUUUAUUGGCCGAUUCCUGGAGGAUGAAUGUAGUUUUGGAGAGUAUCUACUACCCAAAGAUACGCUUGUGUUAUUAUCACUGUACAGUGCUGGCAGGGACGAACGAUUCUUUAUUCAACCGAACCAGUUCAAUCCGUACCGAUGGCAACGAAACACAGCCACACCUAGUAACAAAGUAGGCAAUACGGCAUCCGCUUCGUUGCCGUUUGCAAUCGGAGCGCGGUCGUGCAUCGGGCAAAAGAUCGCCCAGCUACAAAUGCAUUAUUUAAUAUCCAUGAUGUUAACGAAUUUUGAAGUUGGCCUGGCAGAGAAGGAUCAACAGGAAUCGAUUAAACCGAUUCUCAAGAUGAUUACGGUACCAAACAUGCCCGUGAAAGUGUCUUUUAAAGCCAUUCAAACUAACGCCUAG
Molecule: messenger RNA, 1500 nt
Organism: Anopheles marshallii
Lineage: Eukaryota; Metazoa; Arthropoda; Insecta; Diptera; Culicidae
Gene: sad
Product: cytochrome P450 315a1, mitochondrial
Exons: 8
Coding region: 1-1500 (499 amino acids)
Biological process (GO): cholesterol metabolic process; cellular response to peptide hormone stimulus; cortisol metabolic process
Cellular component (GO): mitochondrial inner membrane
Molecular function (GO): heme binding; iron ion binding; oxidoreductase activity, acting on paired donors, with incorporation or reduction of molecular oxygen
Source: RefSeq, a predicted model, not a curated record